AUGGCCGAGUCCUCCACCCCAAGGUUCUACAAUUACCCGACAGCAAAGGCGACAGAGGUGCCCUACAAGGAGCCUCCGCCAGCGUCUAAUCCAGUUGUUCGAGGCCUAGCACUGCAUUACGGUGCAUCAGUUAUCUCAUCGGUAGGCGCUAUACAGAGCUUCCUCUACAAUAAUGCCGGCUUCAGCAAACUACGCAAGCUCACCGAGCUCGAAGAUGUCGCCUGUCGCUACGAUCCCGCCGUCGUUCCUAUCGCCGAACCUUCGUCGACUCAACAAUACACGCAGACCGGCUCCCUUCGAGCACCCGCCCAGGACGUAUCUGGACGCUUCCACUCGGUCCAGGACUUUCACGAUGCGUAUAACUCGGGGCGACUGACGCCGGGUGAUGUAGUCGAGGCAUUGCUGCCUCUGAUACGGAGGGAUGUGGAGAAGCCGUCGGAGCACUCCAUAGCUUUCCUGGACACAAAAGUGGAGCUUGUCAGACAAGCAGCGGAGGCCUCGACGCGGCGGUACAAGGAGGGUGCAUCGCUGGGUUGCCUGGACGGCGUUCCCGUUGCCGUCAAAGAUGAGGUGGAUCUGAACGGCUACAAGAAGUGCUUGGGGUCCAGGAAAGACUUCACGAACAAGCUGGAUGAGACGAGCUGGUGCGUGACGAAGUGGGAAGAGCAGGGAGCGAUCGUGCUGGGUAAGCUGAACAUGCACGAGCUGGGUUUGGACACGACGAACAACAAUCCCAACUACGGCACCCCUCGGAAUCCAUUCAACGAGCACUACUACACUGGAGGCUCGUCCGGUGGCAGCGGGUAUGCUGUCGGUGCCGGCCUGAUACCCUUUGCCCUCGGUGCAGAUGGAGGAGGCAGCAUCCGCAUACCGUCGAACUACUGCGGUAUAUUCGGUCUCAAGACCUCUCACGGCCGCAUAUCAGGAAGGCCAACACCAAGCCUGGCAGGCACAACAGGCGUACUAGGUCCAAUGGCUGCCAACAUGGUCGACCUAGAGAUGGCAUACCGCGUAAUGGCAACCCCGGACCCUGAUGAUCCAACGUCAGCCCUAUUCGCACCCCCACGUCCUCACAACGGUGACCGCACGAAGCUGCUCGGCGUCUACAAACCAUGGUUCGACCGCGCCGACCCACCUGUCCGUGACGCCUGCGAGAAAGCACUCGACUACCUCAUCACCAAGCUCGGCUACUCGAUCAUCGACAUCACGAUCCCCCUGGUCCACGAAGGCCAGAUCGCCCACGCCCUGACAAUCCUCUCCGAGAUCGCCUCCUCGUUCCCUGACGUCACGGGCCUGACGGCACCGAACAAGGUACUUAUCAGCGUCGGCUCAAAGUGCCCGAGCAUCGACUUCCUGCAGGCGCAGAAGCUGCGGAAUUUGCUUAUGGAGCAUCUUGCGUAUUUGUUUAAGAUGCAUCCGGGGCUGGUGAUUGUGACGCCGACGACUCCGGGUGCGGGAUGGCAUAUCCAGGGCGGGCAGGGGGAUUUGAAGUAUGGUGUCAGCGAUGCGAACAUGUCGGUUAGGUCGAUGGAGUAUGUGUGGAUGGCGAACUUUUGCGGCGUCCCGGCUCUCACGUGUCCGGUUGGAUAUGUUGAUCCGGUGGAGGGCGAGGGCAAGAUACCUGUCGGUCUCAUGGGCAUGGGCGAAUGGGGGAGUGAAGAUGCUUUGAUUGAGUGGGGAUAUGAUGGAGAAGCUUGGUUGAACGAGGGACUCCCUGGUGGGAGGAAGAGGCCUGCGAGUUGGGUUGAUGUCCUGGAUGUUGCAAGAGGUAGGGAGUGA
Messenger RNA from Coniosporium apollinis CBS 100218, 1779 nucleotides. RefSeq lists its product as uncharacterized. Bases 1 to 1779 code for a protein of 592 amino acids. The record is from RefSeq and is a predicted model, not a curated record. Gene Ontology annotation, molecular function: catalytic activity. Lineage: Eukaryota; Fungi; Ascomycota; Dothideomycetes. The transcript is spliced from 3 exons.